ACUUGAGCCUGACGACAGAAAUACUUUAUGGCUGCUUCUUCUAUAAGUUGCUCAGAUAAAUCGACAGUUUAGUUUGAUAUAAUGGAGGGUAUUUUGUUAAAAUGGACAAAUUAUGUUAGUGGUUGGCAACAACGAUAUUUCAUUUUGGACGAUGGAGUUCUGUCGUACUAUCGAUCCAAAGAAGAAAUGAAUAGUGGAUGUAAAGGAUCGGUCAAAUUAUCUGUAUGUGAUGUUAUAGUUCAUAGUUCCGAUCCACGAAGAUUUGAUUUGAUCCUUGGUGAACAAAGAUAUUAUUUGCGUGCUUUAUCGCGGGCAGAUCGACAAAGAUGGGUUAUAGCACUUGGUAGUUCAAAAGUAGGCACUGCACAAUUAAAGUCAGAAGACGUAAAUAUAUAUGAACCUUCACAGACCCAAUUAAUCGAUAAUCAUCGUUCUGAAUUGCGUCUUUAUCAUAAUUUGAUGGUACAACAAGUUAAAGAGAUUCAAAGUGAACUAAAAGAAGGUACGGUCCCAGAUAUGAAUCGUAUUGAUGAAUUAACUGGUAUGUUAAACGCAUCUUGCUCCACAUUCUUAAUAACUUUGGAUGAAUUAAUGAUUUUAAGUAAUGCACAAGCUCCAUGGUUAAGUUCCAUUGUAACAGGAACAACAUUGGAGACAAGUCCUACUAUAUUUCGAAAUACAUCAUGUCUUACCAAUACAGAUCCUUCUAAUAUACAUUCACCAAAUAUGAGUAAUAAUCUUUGUUCUUCAUUGACGAAUGAUCCUAUCUUUCGAAAUUCACAUGCACAAUCAUCAUUGAAUCGGCGUCACUUCAAUGCUACACGAAAAUAUCAAACUUUUUUCUCUACUUUAGAAUAUAGUUUUGAAGAGAUUAAACCAUCUAUACCUAUUCAACCAAUUCCAGAUAAUGAUGAUGAAAUAAAACUACCUGGUGAUUAUUUAUCAGCAUUAGAAUUUGUUAAAGCAUCUAAAUGUUUAUUGCAUUUUCUUGAUCGAUUAAAUAAUAAUAACAAUAAUAAUACUAAUCAAACUAAUUGUACAUUAUCAACUACUUCACGUACUUUUAUUGCAUUACAACAAAUUCGUCAUCGUUUAUUAACUUAUUUAAACUGUAUUGAAUUUCAUGUUGAAAUGCAUACUUCCACAACAAAUAUUAUUAAUGAUCAUCAUAAUCAUACUACUGAUAUGAAUACUACUGUUAUCGAUGAAAACUUAUCAAUGGACAGUAAACAGAAUCAUCAUGAUACAAAUGUAAACAAUCAUUGUAAUAUUUUAUUUAAAAAAGCUCAACUCAGCUUAGGUUAUCUUUUACGAUAUGAAGUGAAACAUAAAGAAUCUAUUCAAGAAAAUAAUAAUUCAGUUUAUAUGGCUAUUCUGUGGUUAUGUAGAUGGUUGAAUUUUGUCAGAGAAUUUAUUCAUCAUUUAUUCUGUUCACCGGAUCCAUCUUCACUUAUUAAUAAUACAUUGAAUCCUGAUACAAGCCUUGUUACCAUAGCAAAUGAAGCGUAUACACGAUGUUUACGACCUUUUCAUUCAUGGUCUGUACGAGGUAUGGCUAUGGUUAUUAUACAAUCACUUCCUUCACGUUUAUACUUACUUGAAUUAUUAUUAAUGGAUAAUCCAGAAACAAUACCAUCGUCAAUCACUUCACCGACUGGAUUACAUCUUGGGUCUUUCAAUGAAACUAAAUCAUUAUUAAUACGUUAUCCAGAGGCAUAUAUUCAAUUAAAAUCAGAUGCUACACGUUAUUCCGAAGCAUUAGGUCGUUUCUUAACAUUAAUCGAAGGUCUUUUAGCCAGUUUAGAUUUAAAUCGUAUAUUCACUGGGUCAGAAAGUUAUUAAUAUAGAGAGUAAGAGGGAAUAAGGAGGGAGAGGGCGGUCUGUUUCAUAACUUUAUCUUCUUUAAUCCUCAUCAUAUCAGUGUGAUUUCGUUGUUUACAUUGAACACAUUCCUUACUUUGUUUUUAUAUGUUAUGGCUGUUUCUAAUAUCAAUAAUAAACACAUAAACUAUUCAUUUAAAAUUAUUUUUCUAUGUACAGUCUCUUUUUUUUAAUUUUUUUGUUUAUAUGUGUUGUCUUUUUGUUUGUGUGUUUGUUAUUUCCUUUUUUUUCUUUUAUUUUUCUUGUUUUUUUACUCGAUGUAUUCUUUAUUGUGUUUUUUCUCUCUCUCUUCAUUCAUAAGCAUAUUUAAACUACAGAUUGAAAGAGUAAGUGGUGGGAUCAAUCAUUUCAUGUUUUGUUUGUUUGUUUGUGUUCGUAUGUGUACACUUAAAAGAGAGAAAGUGAGAGGGAAAGAUGGGGGGGGGUAAUUUUCACUAUGCUCCCCAUUUAAUAUGUUUUAGUUGCCAACGCUCUACAUCUACCCAUAUAUAUAUAAUUAUUGUCAUUGUCAUGAUAGAAUUUGUUGCGUAAGAGUUUAUUCUGUCAGUUAUUUCAAUGAAAUUUUAUGUAUUUUUUAUUCACUCUAUCAAUAUUAUAUCCAGAUUUUAUGUACACGAAUUUAUGUGUAUUUACCAACUUAUUUAUAAUUAAUCUAUCAAUCAUGAUG
This is a messenger RNA of Schistosoma haematobium, 2548 nucleotides long. RefSeq names its product Pleckstrin y domain-containing A member 8 (gene PLEKHA8). The record is from RefSeq and is a predicted model, not a curated record. Gene Ontology annotation, molecular function: lipid transfer activity. Bases 82 to 1842 code for a protein of 586 amino acids. Gene Ontology annotation, biological process: intermembrane lipid transfer; retrograde transport, endosome to Golgi; endosome organization. Gene Ontology annotation, cellular component: early endosome; trans-Golgi network; recycling endosome. The transcript is spliced from 9 exons. Lineage: Eukaryota; Metazoa; Platyhelminthes; Trematoda; Strigeidida; Schistosomatidae.